AUGAAGACUCCUCCUAAUUCUGAGGAUGAGCUGCAAUCUGAUGAGGACUCAAAUGAAUUCCCAAUCUUUAGAAAUGGGGCAAGAUUCGGUGAGCUACAACUCCAAGUGGGAAUGAAAUUCAACACCAAGUAUGAGUUUAGAGAUGUUGUAAGAGAGUAUACUAUCCAAGAGGGGAGGAGAAUUAAGUUCAAGAAAAAUGAAAAUCUUAGAUGCAAGGCUGUGUGCAAGGUGAAAGAGUGUGCCUGGGAUGUGUAUGCCUUAAGGGACUGUGAUGACUCAUGUUGGCAAAUCAAAACUUUUAACGACAAUCAUACUUGUGCGAGGGAGAACACCAACAGGGCUGCUAAUAGGGUUUGGGUUGCUAGUAAAUUAGUGAAAAAGGUAAGAAAAUACCCUAAUUUCAAGCAAUGCGAGGCUGUUGUCUACUUCAGGACAAAGUGUGACCUUAUGCUGAAUAGAAAUUCCAUUGCAAGGGCACUGGCAGAUGCAAGGAAUGUAGUACACGGGGAUGAGAAGGCACAGUAUGCGAAACUAAGGGACUAUGCUGAAACUUUACUAAAGACGAAUCCUGGAUCUAUGGUGCAGAUCUGUGUCGAACCUCAACCAGUUGGAGAGGUCAUAUUUGAUAAGAUGUACGUCUAUUUACAUGGUUGCAAGAUGGGAUUCAAGGCAGGUUGUCGCUUCUUGAUUGGGCUUGAUAGGGCAUUUCUGAAGACACAAUUUGGAGGUCAUAUCUUGGCUUCUGUGGCACAAGAUGCCAAUCAUCACAUUUACAUGAUUGCCUGGGCUAUAGUUUAA
Arachis stenosperma is the source of this 798-nucleotide messenger RNA. RefSeq lists its product as uncharacterized. The coding region runs from base 1 to 798 and encodes 265 amino acids. The record is from RefSeq and is a predicted model, not a curated record. The transcript has a single exon. Lineage: Eukaryota; Viridiplantae; Streptophyta; Magnoliopsida; Fabales; Fabaceae.